Molecule: messenger RNA, 543 nt
Organism: Microdochium trichocladiopsis
Lineage: Eukaryota; Fungi; Ascomycota; Sordariomycetes; Xylariales; Microdochiaceae
Exons: 2
Coding region: 1-543 (180 amino acids)
Source: RefSeq, a predicted model, not a curated record
AUGUCAAUCGCCGCAUUCCGCCCGUCGCCCAAGCACGAUGAGUACCGCAAACUCGCAGCGGAGCACAUGGAGCAUGACCUCGAGCCGACCGACCGCAAUGCACUGGUCAAGGCCUCGAAGCGCGUCGGCCUGACCACCACCAUCGGCACCGUGGUCGGCCUCGGCCUUGGUGUGUACGCCGCCUACCGCCUUCGCAAGGUGCGGCUCAGCAUGUUCAAUGCACUCCGUGCCGCAGAGAAGCCCACCCACGUUGUAUUCGCCGACGGCAGAGCAGAGCCUGUGCCGGACAUAACUCCGUACUUGCAGCCGACUCGUUGGGGCGACGUGGCGACGUACUUCUUCUUCGGCCUCGGAGGGACAAUCUUUGGUGGGGAGUUGGGAUUGCUGGUCGGCACCUGGUCAGCAUCCAGGCUGGUCUCCAAGGACCCUGCGAGGAAAGGAAGAAUCGAGACUGCUUAUCGGCGCUUCAAGGCUGACCUCCUUCGGCGCGAGGCCGCCAGGCUGGAAGCUGGCAAGGAUUCAGCUGAUGCUGCCGCCUUGUAA